AUGGACUCAUCUACUAGCAACAACGAGCCCUCACGGCAACCAGUUCCAGUGGAGAAGAACCAAAGUCAAUCUAGCAGCAAGUCGCUCGCAUUCAGUGAACACGAAGCGCCAAACUCGGACAACAAUGCUGCAACCCGAGCGUCGCAGCGAAAGCCACGACGCACAGCAACGCUGAUUGCGCUUGUCGUCACUCUCAUCUGCGUCGUAGCCCUCGCACUAGGUCUAGGACUUGGUCUUGGGCUCAAGCACAAAUUCAAAUCACAAUCCGAUGCAGCUUCGUCCAACACAAGCACCACAGUGCCAGGCGCAACUGCUUCCAACCUAGCCUUCAUUCCCAGAGAAAAGCUCGUCGACCCUUCGCAGCUGGAGCUCAACCCGACAUGGGACCGCUUCGCCCCGCCACAGGACCGGAUCUUCAACUGGACCCUCACUCAAGUCCUCUCCAACCCAGCAGGGACUACGAAGCAGAUGCGUUUGGUCAACGGUCAAUUUCCCGGGCCGAGUGUAGAGGCCAACAUGGGCGACCGCGUCAUCGUGCACAUCCACAACCAGAUGCCAGUACCAACGACCAUCCACUGGCACGGCCAAUACCAACGCGGCUCUAACCAGAUGGAUGGCUCAGCGGGCAUCACCGAAUGCGGUAUUGCACCCGGGACUUCUUUCACCUACAACUGGACCGUGCAGCAGUCCGGUACCUACUGGUGGCACUCUCACUACGGCCCCACAUAUGCCGACGGCCUGUUCGGACCCCUCAUCCUUCACGGAGACGACGAAAAGUUCAGGAUUAUCAACCCCAACAACGCCACUGCUGCUCAGACCAACGCCACCACAGCCACCACGACCAACGGCUCGGCUGUCAGGACCGACUACGACCGAGACUUAAUCUUUGUUGUCAACGAUGCGUACCAGGCCGACUCGUUCAGCGUAGCUGCCAUUGCUCGGUCCAAGACAGGACCACCCGGAGGCGAUCAGGGCAGCGAGCCCGUCCCUGACUAUGCUAUGAUCAACGGCCUGGGCUUCUCCAACUGCGGUCUUGCUCCCAACGGGACAACUUGCAUCUCGGACGAGCCCGCGGGGAGGACAGCAUACAACUUCACAGUGCCUGCCAACAAGCGUGUCCGCAUGCGUGUCAUCAACGCCGGCUCUCUGGCAACCUUCCGAUUCUCAGUGGACGGACACAACAUGACGGUCAUCGAGGCCGACGGCACCGAAGUCGAGCCCGUCGUGGUGCAGAGCCUCAACCUCAUGGUCGCACAGCGGUAUUCGGUCGUCAUCGAGACCGACCGGCCUGUUGGUGCCUAUGCUGUGCGCGCAGAGGUUCUCGACUCGAUGUUCAACUACGAUAACCCGUUCCUCGUUAUGGACCAGUAUGCUAUCAUGCGAUAUGAAGGCGUGUCCGCCUUGACGCAGCCCAUUUCGAACCCGGUCAACACGACGCUCAUCAACGUGACCGAGUCGUUGAGCACCUCGCAGCUGGUCCCCUUCACCCGCAUCGAUGCGCCUGCGUCCAACAUGACGACCAAGCUCGUCGUCAACUUUGGCCUCGACGCUUACAGCAACUGGCAUGCGUUUUUCAAUGAAAGCACCUUCACCUCUGAAAUGGCGCCCCAGGCCUCGCUCAUGAAGGCAUACACGUUCGAGACGACACAGCACGCGGCGUCCAACUCGAGCCUGGGUGCGUACUACACCGACGCGGACGAGAUGAUCGUCACCAACACCGACGUCGUCGUCAUGGACGUCAUCAUCAAUAAUCUCGACGAAGGCGAACAUCCCUUCCACCUGCAUGGCUUUACGCCGUUCCUCGUCGGGGCUGGCGCAGGCAACUUCCAAGGCCCCACCAACUUCACCCAGGCACGAACGAACCCCAUGCGCAGAGACGUGUUUUCCGUACCCCCCUACAGCUGGAUCGCGUUCCGAUUCCUGGCCGACAACACGGGCGUCUGGCCCUUCCACUGCCACCUGAUGCCCCAUAUGGCCGUGGGCCUCCUGAUGCAGUUCCAAGUCCUCCCGGACCAGAUCCCUACGCUGCCUGUCACCGACCAGUUCUACUCGCAGUGCUCGGCAGUUCACAGCUGGGUACAGCAGAACCAGGACUUGCUCACAUCAGUCGGUGAUCCCGAUGACUUGUAG
This is a messenger RNA of Sporisorium graminicola, 2130 nucleotides long. RefSeq lists its product as uncharacterized. NCBI's taxonomy places the organism in Eukaryota, Fungi, Basidiomycota, Ustilaginomycetes, Ustilaginales, Ustilaginaceae. The record is from RefSeq and is a predicted model, not a curated record. Gene Ontology annotation, molecular function: copper ion binding; oxidoreductase activity. Bases 1 to 2130 code for a protein of 709 amino acids. The transcript has a single exon.